UACAGAAGCAGGGACGAUCAUGAGGGCUAAAGGAGCAGAGAUGCCGGGGAAGGACUGUGUCAAAGUGGCCGUACGCGUCAGACCCUUCAACAAGAGAGAGAGGGAUGCGGGCGGCCGCUGCAUUAUCUCUAUGGCCUCCAGCACCAUCACCAUCCAGGACCCUCGGAACAACCAGAGCCCACGCUCCUUCUGCUUUGACUAUGCCUACUGGUCCCACAGCGGCUUCACCAGAGACUGCUCUGGCCUGUACAUACCCGAGGAGCCUGGAGGACGAUAUGCUGACCAGGGUAGUGUGUUCCAGGACCUGGGGGAGGGGAUCCUGGAGAAUGCCCUUCAAGGUUAUAACGCCACCUUGCUAGCCUACGGGCAGACUGGCUCAGGGAAGAGCUACUCCAUGGUCGGGUACGGACCCAACAAGGGCCUGGUGCCCACCCUCUCUGACAAACUGUUUCAGGCCAUCAGGGCCAACCAGGACAGCCGACAGUGCCAGGUCUUUUUCAGCAUGUUGGAAAUCUACAAUGAACAGGUGGUUGACCUGUUGUCACGGGGGUCUCGGUCUCCGGGGGGACUGCGUGUCCGAGAGGAGCAGCAGAGAGGCUUCUAUGUGGAGGGACUUCGCAGGGUCCCCUGUGACAGCGCCCCACAGGUGGAGCAGCUGAUGGAGCAGGGGACGAGGAUGCGCACCACGGCCACCACACACAUGAACGCCAACAGCAGCCGCUCACACAUGCUCAUCAUCCUCCAGCUCAAACAGGUAAGUCAAAUUGCCCAGGGAGAGAGCAUCACCAAGCAGUCUAACAUCAACCUGGUGGACCUGGCGGGCAGCGAGAGACAGCGGGUGUCAGGCUCAGAGGCCGACCGGCUCAAAGAGGGCACAGCCAUCAACCUCAGCCUCACCACCCUGGGCAACGUCAUCAGUGCCCUUGCUGAUGUAGCGGUAGGGAAGAAAGUAGUCCAUAUCCCAUAUAGAGACUCUGUCCUCACCAAGCUGCUGCAGUCUGCCCUGGGGGGGAACAGCCGUACUGUCAUGAUUGCAGCCCUGAGUCCAGCUGAUAUCUGCUAUGAAGAGUCUAUCUCAACCCUGCGAUAUGCAGAAAGGGCAAAGCGUAUUCAGAACCGUGCGGUGGUGAACGAGAGUCCCACGGAGCGCUUGGUGAAGGAGCUGAAGGCUGAGAAUGCCAGGCUCCUGCAGAGACUCAGCCGCCUGGGACAGGAGGGACGCAGGGCAGAGGACGAAACCAAGGAGCUGCGUCGGCUGUUGACCCAUAACGAGCUGCAGAUCAGAGCCAUCCAGACGCUCUGGGAACAACAUCUACAGGAGGCCUUGAAGGACUGGGAGCAGCAGUAUGCGACUAUCACACAGGAGCGGAGGAUGAUGCAGAUGCAUCCGUACAUCCUGAACAUCAACGAGGAUACUCAGCUGUCAGGGGUGGUCAAGCUCUUCAUCCAGGAGGGUGAGUGGGAUAUAGGGCUCUCUGACUCUUCACCCAGGUCCAUCUCAAUCAGGGGCCUAGGGAUCCAGGACCGUCACGCUGUGUUCAUUAACGUCCAGCGUAGGGUGUACCUGACCCCACUGGCGGGGUCAAAUGUCAUUGUCAACGGAACACCCAUCUCCCAGAAGACCGAGCUGCAGCACCUGGACCGACUCAUCCUGGGUUCUAACAGCACCUACCUGUUCAUUGGCUACCCAUCUGAGAGGGGCGGGGAUGACUGGAGUCGCUAUGACUACGACUACUUCCAGUCUGAACUGGCAGCCGCUGAGGGCAUCAACCUCCACUCACUGUGUGAGGAGCAGACACAGGGUGACUCCAGUGCAGUCCCCAGUCAGACUGACCCCAGUCUCCUGGCUGUUUUCUAUGACUACAUCAAACUGAUGCCCAUGGUGGCUGAGGCCAACCAGAUGAGCCAGGAGCUACACAAGGGGGUGGAAUUUAAACUGGAGAUUAAGAACCUGGCGUUAUCAGACUCUAAAGGUCAUGACUUGGAGAAGGAGAUCGCUGUCAGAGUGACAUCACUGGAAAACAAACAGGUGUGGCUCUGGUCCAAGGCCAAGUUUGUGAACCGUAAGUUCCUGAUGGAGGAGUUGUAUCAGCAGCACCAUACGGAGCAGAAGGGAGAGGGGGUGGCCAGGGCGCCCAUGCCCAGAGACAGAGACCCUUUUUGGGAUCCGCUGGAGCCCCUGCUCUUGGGCAGCGCCCACCUCUGGCUGCAGUCUCUGGCUUUCCGUAUCGCACUGGAGGAACAGCUGGAGGUAUUGGGGUCAGAGGGCACUGAGGAGGCCAUACUGCAGGCCCAGCUUCUACCAUGCAGCCCUACAGGACUGACUCUGGGGGAGGAUGACAUCCUGAUCGACCCCUCUGAGCUACUGGGGAGACGGCUGGACUUCCAGCUGGUCCUGGAUCAGUGCUGUGGCCUGCGCUGGGUCCAACAGGCCAGGGACAGGGGAGUUCAGAUAGGGUUCAGGAUGUUCGACAGUGCCCAGCCCCUCUACACUCCGGCCGUGUGGCACAAUGUCAACCCCCUGCUGGACCAGCGGGUCCACUUCACCUCUCUGCACACCUCCCAAGGCCUGCUAGAACACCUGCAGACCAGCGCCCUGGUGCUGGAGCUCUGGGGCCUACAGGAGGGAUGUAGAGACAUGGUGUCGUCUCUGGAGGGAGUGAGGAUGACUCCAGAGGGAUGCUUCAUCAUCGACCAGGCUGGCGCAACUGAGACAGCUACUACAGUGGACCCUGGCUCAGAGCUGAGCUGCUCUCUGAGGGCUCUACAGCAGGAUGUAGAGGAGCUGAGGAACACCAACGCUGCACUGAAGACCGAGAACAACACACUGAGGGAUCAGCUCAAUACAACUAAGACCGGAGCAGAGUGGGGUCGUGGUCGGUCAGAGAUGCGGGGCAGCAGUCUGCGGCCCAGCUGUGAUGCAGAGUUUGCCCGUGCCCUGAAGGUCUUCUACCACAGCAUGACCUCUGUCAGGGUUCAACUGCAGCGCCUGCGCAGGCACAGGCCCAGUGAGGAGUCAGAUCUCUUGGGGCUCAGGCUGUUUGUGGAUGAGCAGGGUGGUCUGCUGCGUGAUUUCUCAGAGCUGCUGGAGCAGAGCGUCUCCUCUCUCAAACAGGAUGUGGCCGCCAUUGUACGACGCAAACGGGAACGCUCAGGAAUCUGGUCCUGACUCCCAUCCUCAUCUAGUCCUGAACAGAACAACUGGAACUCCCCAUCAAACUAAUGUAAUGCCCAAUCCCAAAAUGACCCCUGGCCACAACCUCUAGGGCCAGGGCACUUCAUGUAGGUGUGAAAGGAUCUGAUAGGUAAAAACGUGCUGCACUUCCACCUUGCUGAAUGAUUGGCUGGGUGGGAGUUUCAACAUGUUGCUUUCAUAUUUUCAAUCCCUUCAGAUUUACACAAGUGCCAAGAGGAAAAGGGUCAGUUAGGUUUUUGAUCCUGUGUUUUAUGGUCAACAAGUUGGGAUUAUAUAUUGGACUCCCGUAAACGCUAAUGCUAACAAUACUAAUGUAGUGCAACUAGUGUUUGUGUGUUUACACUCCAUUACAUCUUGACAUUGUUGUAUUACCAGAAAUACAGUUGUUUCACUGCAGAGAUCAACUCUGUCAAUUCUGGGCCCGUAUUCAUGAAGUGUCUGAGUGCUGAUCUAGAAUCAGGUUCCCUGUCUAUAUAAUUAUGAUUUUUUAAUUUGACCUUUAUUUAACCAGGUAGGCCAGUUGAGAACAAGUUCUCAUUUG
This is a messenger RNA of Oncorhynchus tshawytscha (Chinook salmon), 3737 nucleotides long. RefSeq names its product kinesin family member 28 (gene kif28). NCBI's taxonomy places the organism in Eukaryota, Metazoa, Chordata, Actinopteri, Salmoniformes, Salmonidae. The transcript has 26 exons. Gene Ontology annotation, cellular component: kinesin complex; microtubule. Gene Ontology annotation, biological process: microtubule-based movement; cytoskeleton-dependent intracellular transport. Gene Ontology annotation, molecular function: microtubule binding; microtubule motor activity; ATP binding. The record is from RefSeq and is a predicted model, not a curated record. The coding region runs from base 20 to 3169 and encodes 1049 amino acids.